ACGUUAGUUUCAUUCUUUUCUCUGCUGACGUAAUUUGGAUCGCCGAUCUAAACUGAUUUUAGGCUGUAAGUCAGGUCCUGGUCGUCGUUGCCUGUGGUAUCAUUCUCUCUCGAACGGGAUACCUCAGUCAGUCUGCUCAAAAGGCAAUAUCACAAGUCAACCUUUAUUUCAUGACACCAUGUCUGCUCUUUACAAAAAUCGCAUCCACCAUCACUUGGGAGCAGUUCAAAGCCUUUUGGCCCAUUCCAGUAUUUUAUCUCAUCUUUUCGGGCGUCUCUUUGAUUGUAGCCCGUAUUGGGUCCCGGUUUCUUCGCUUCUCUUCGGAUGAGGAAAAGUUUGUCAAAGCCUCGAUUCUAUUUUCCAACACAAACUCUCUACCCAUGGCGCUACUUCAGUCCCUAGCAUUGAGUGCCGCAGGAAGUCAGCUGUUUCGGGAUGAGAAGGAUACAAAAGAACAGGUCGCUGCUAGAGGAAUCUCUUACAUUUUAUUCUAUGCUAUCUUUGGAAAUUUAGUCCGGUGGUCUUAUGGGUUCACAUUACUAGUACCCAAGGAUCAUGGAAAGCAACAAGAACAAGUUGAAUUGUUAGACACAGACCAGGUUCAUGAAGCAGAUCACCGUCAACUUGAGCAACCCGAAUCUAAUAUGGAAUCUGGAGGUCUUUUAAUUAAUAUGGAUGGAACUCUAUUAGGGUCAUCUUCAAAUAAUGCGAUAUUGAGCAGUGGCUCGUCCAUAAGGACGCUACAUGAGGGCUAUAUGGACAAUAACAUGGAAGAGGAUGGCGGCGAUGGGCACUCGACAGUCUUUCAGUCCAAAUACUGGCCAAAGAACUCUUCUUCAACCCACACACAAUUACAUUUACCCUCAAUCCCUGGAACCGUCAAGAGGUUCUCUUUGGCUUGGGGAACACGCAAAAUCCAACAUUGUCAUCGACGACGGUCUACAAAGACUAUGCUAAAACAAAAGGCGACGACUGUCUUUGAUAGGAUUCAACAGGUCUUAACACCUCCUUUAUUGACUGCAAUUAUUGCUCUUGUGAUUGGUUUGGUGCCGGCUUUGCACGAGUUGUUCAUGAGCCCAGAGUCAAAGAUCUAUGCGUUUGUGAUUCAUCCGAUUGAGGGCUGCGGAGCAGCGGCUAUUCCCAUGAUCUUGUUGUGCCUUGGUGCACAAGUAGUCCAAUUCGCAGCUUCAUCAGACUCCUCAGAGGAACCAAUUAGGCCUGCUCAGCUCCAAAGGCGUCGCAGCGCUAGUACGCCCUCCAUCUUUCCUAAUGGAUAUCAAGGCGAUGACUCCGGAAGUUCAACUGAAGAAGAAGAGGAUCACCGUGGCCGCAAUGGAGAACCUGAAUGGCUCCGUGUACAUGUACCGCAUCUUACAGAUCCUGGACAUAGGGAUGGCUAUGGACAAAAUGGGAUUGGAUCAACACGAUCACACGCUUCCUCGGCAACAACAUUACUCCAGCCCGACAAUUUUGAAGAGGAUGAAGAAGAUGAGAUUCCCCCUUUAGGAUCACAUAUUACAUUUUACAAUGAUUCAACCGAACUAUCUUUGAUGGGCCAUCGGUUCAAAUGGCUUACUCCAGUGGCAUUCUCUUUAGUUGCGAGAAUGUUGAUUGUUCCUUUGAUUUGCUUACCAGCCAUAAUAUUCCGCCCAGCGUCGCUUUCACCAGUAUUGAUGAUGGACCCGACAUUUACAUUGACGCUUGUAUUGAUUGUGGCUGCUCCAACCGCCAUCAAUAUUAUUCAAUUAUGUCAGAUUAAGGGAUUCUUCGAGAAUGAUAUGGCAGCGGUACUGUUCUGGAGCUACUGUGUGUGGGGUAUUCCAUGCGUGUUAGGAUGGUCGCUUGUAGGUUUGUGGGCAGCAAAAUAGAAAUGAGUAAAAGGAUCGAGUACCGGAUUAAUGGAUGGAUGUCAUGACCCAAAUAUAUUAUUUCUUGGACAACUAGAAAAUAGAUGUACAGUAUAUUAUUAAAAGAAUUAGAAUGCUUAGGCGACUGUUGUAUUUCCAG
Molecule: messenger RNA, 2007 nt
Organism: Lobosporangium transversale
Lineage: Eukaryota; Fungi; Mortierellomycota; Mortierellomycetes; Mortierellales; Mortierellaceae
Product: membrane transport protein-domain-containing protein
Exons: 2
Coding region: 171-1868 (565 amino acids)
Biological process (GO): transmembrane transport
Cellular component (GO): membrane; endoplasmic reticulum
Source: RefSeq, a predicted model, not a curated record